AUGCAGUUAAAUCGGGAGGUGGCUGGGGAAAUCUUGGUCGGACAACUGUGUACUAAGCACAGGUACAAGCAAACAUCUAAAGGCAACAAGAACGAGGAAACUGGCCAACCACUUGCGCAGUCAAAUCGGGUAGGUGGAGGGGAAAUCCUAGUCGGAGAACUGUGUACUGAGCACAGGUACACGCAAAUAUCUAAUGGCAACUGGGGAAAAGGGAAACUGGCUGACCACCUGUGCAGUCAAAUCAAGCAAGUGGCUGGGGAAAUCAUUGUCCGACAAUUGUGUACUGAUCAUAGGUACACUCAAAUAUCUAAAGGCAACUGGGAACGGUGA
This is a messenger RNA of Prunus armeniaca (apricot), 330 nucleotides long. The record is from the annotation of a GenBank genome assembly. NCBI's taxonomy places the organism in Eukaryota, Viridiplantae, Streptophyta, Magnoliopsida, Rosales, Rosaceae.